AGUUGUGCGGACCCCCGGUUGGGUCCCGGUUUGCAACUCGUCUCGGCGAUAUAAGGGGCUGCAAUAACAGCUUGUCGUCAGACAAUCGGGAGAGGCCUGCGGAAGGUGGCACGGUGCCUGUCUGGAGACAACACCAAAUUAUCGGCAAAGAUGCGGGCCAGCUGCCUGCUGUUGGUCGUCCUGGGAGCGGCGCUGGCCGCCGAGAAGGACGCCAAGGAGGACAUCCGCGGCUCGCGCACGUUCGGAAACCUGAUCGGCCUGAUCGGCCUGAGGCCGAAGCCGGUGGUGCGGCCGGUGGUGCACGUGCAGGCGGCCCCGGCUCCGUCGGUGGUCGUCCUGCCGGCCAGCACCAUCACCGUCUCGCAGCCCGCUCCCAAGCCCGUCUACAAGCCGGUUGUUAAACCGGUCGUCCAGCACGUUGUUAAGCCCGUCGUCCAGCCUGUAGUUCAGCAAGUUGUCCAGCCUGUCGUCCAGCCUGCUCCUCAGCCCAUUGUCCUCCACCCUGCUCCUCAGCCCGUUUACCAGCCCGUGUCGGAACCCCUGUACCAGCCUGUGGUGGAACAGCCCGUGUACCCGAGUCCCGUACCUGUGUACCCCGAUCCCGCUCCCGUGUACCCCACCCCGGCCCCUGUGUACCCCAACCCUGGUCCGGUCCACCCCACCAUUGGCCCCGUCCACCCGCAGCCCGACCAGGGCGGUCUGGUGUUCUCGUGGCACGUGCCGGAGCUGGCCGGUCGUCAGUUCACCUGGGGGCAGGCCGACGCGGAGUGCAAGGCCCGCGGACUCCGACUGGUCUCCAUCGAUAACCCCAGGAAGAAUGACUUCAUCAGCCGCUCACUCGAGAAAGACAGCAUUCCGUUCACCUGGACGUCGGGCCAGCUGGGCGGCCCCACCGGCUGGCAGUGGUCGGCCACCGGCCAGCCGGUGCAGUAUACCAACUGGGGGCGCGUCGGGCAGCUGGGCCGGCCGCAGCCGGACAACGCAGAGGGCAACGAGCACUGCCUGGCCGUGCUGAACCGCUUCUACCCGGGCGACGGCGUCACCUGGCACGACAUCGGCUGCCACCACCCAAAGCCGUUCAUCUGCGAGUGACCGCCCUCCAUCUGCGAGUGACCGCCCUCGCAGCGGUGAAGUCAUAGCGCAGGCGCACGCUUCCUCAUGAACAAAUGUUAUUUGUCGUAUGUGUUACUUCUUAAUCAUGAAAAUAUGUCAUUUGUCAUGUGUGUUACUUAUCAUGGGCUGUGUUGACUGCCUCGUGAUGUAACUCGUGUUAGUUCAUUUCAUCUAAAUGUUUCUCAUUUGUCGUAUGAUAUACAUCAUGUGGAUGUGUUCCUGGCUCUGGCCUCUGCGUAUAGGUAUACCUACAUGAGCACAGUUGCAAUUAGGUGUACAAGUUGCCAUAUGCCGUAGUUUUGCAGUCAUCAAGUGCCAUCUCGUUAGGCCUCGGUGAAGUCUGUUACUGCCGGUUUAUUCAUUUUUGCAGCCGUCAGUACCUUAGUUUGUUGACGAUCAUCUAAAUACAAUGCAAAUACAAGUAUAUGUGUUCCGAUCAUGCCCCCAUCGAAAGAAAGCCAUGCGUCAUGUUGGCAAUACAAAAGAAUCAUACCAGUACUUGCGUUUUGUGUGAAUACCUCCGCUAGCAUCAAUAACCACUAUGCUUACCAGAAUGAAACGGCUUAAUGAAAGUUUAAAACUCAUACCGAUCCAUAAUCAAUGAAACUACAGCUAAGACGGUGAUCCCCAUACAUAUCUCCAAGCUUUGAUAGGUAUUAGACUGGGUGUAAAUCGAACAACUCUUUUAUUGUAUUGUCCAUCACCUAUAACAGUGACUCCAGCUUUGCAUUUUGCAAUUUGAAUUGUGUCAGCUUGCUUCGAUAGUCGUUCAAACCGAACAAGCGGGCAUGUUACUAUUUGGUAUAUAAUUUUAGUCUUGUAGCAUGCAUGCAACAUUUUCAACAAGAAAAUAAAUAUAAAAGAGCAUAAAUCACAGCCUGCUUUGUUAGCACACACUUGCGUCGCAACAUUUAUUGCUCAGCGAGCUGUGAGAUGUCAGCCACUCAGCCGCAUAUCGAUUUUGUAUUGGUGAUUAUAAAUGAGACUCAUGCCUAUUAGAUUGCAUCAUACCUGUUUGAUUGUAAAUAAACUGCAUUGAAAAA
This is a messenger RNA of Amphibalanus amphitrite, 2156 nucleotides long. RefSeq lists its product as uncharacterized. Bases 151 to 1092 code for a protein of 313 amino acids. NCBI's taxonomy places the organism in Eukaryota, Metazoa, Arthropoda, Thecostraca, Balanomorpha, Balanidae. The transcript has 3 exons. The record is from RefSeq and is a predicted model, not a curated record.